This is a messenger RNA of Kluyveromyces lactis, 1191 nucleotides long. It is a transcript of the gene MRF1, whose product is annotated as Mrf1p. The record is from RefSeq and is a predicted model, not a curated record. NCBI's taxonomy places the organism in Eukaryota, Fungi, Ascomycota, Saccharomycetes, Saccharomycetales, Saccharomycetaceae. Bases 1 to 1191 code for a protein of 396 amino acids. The transcript has a single exon. Gene Ontology annotation, molecular function: translation release factor activity. Gene Ontology annotation, biological process: translational termination.
AUGAUCUCAAAAUUGUUUGGAAGAGGAAAGUUCUUUCGAAACGUGGCUCUUCAAGUCAGAUUUAACAGUUCUGAAGCCGUCGAAUUUCGACCAUUGCACUCAUCGCUAAUAUCAAGAGCAGAGCUGUAUGUCAAUGAAUUGCGAGAGUUAGAGGACCUGUUGUCGCAGGGUGGAUCCUUCGAUCUUGAGAAACAGAAGAAUUUUGCCAAACUAUCUACGAUUGUGGAUUCGUAUUCCAAAUACAGAGAAGAAGUCAAUCAGUAUAAAGAACUACAGGAGAUACUGGAAUUAGAUCCAUCAUUACGAGAAGAAGCCGAAGCAGACAUAGCAGCACUACUCCCAGAUUUGAACAAGACAGGGGACUCUUUAUUGAAUAAACUCCUACCGCCUCAUCCUUUUGCAGAUAAACCCAGUAUAUUAGAACUAAGGCCUGGUGUCGGUGGUUCUGAAGCUAUGAUAUUCACUCAAGAUCUGUUGAACAUGUACAUUAACUAUGCAAAUUAUCAUAAAUGGAAAUGGAACCUAAUAUCAAAAACUGAGAACGCAAGCGGUAGCGGAGUCCUGGAAGCAAUCUUGAAUAUAGAUGAACCAGGUUCUUAUGAUAAAUUGAAAUUCGAAGCCGGAGUUCAUCGUGUUCAAAGAGUGCCUGCCACAGAAUCAAAGGGAAGAACUCAUACUUCCACUGCGGCCGUCAUUGUGCUACCCAAAAUGGGUGAAGAAAGUGAAUCUGAUGCAUACGAGAGGACUUUCAAGCCAGAUGAGAUUCGUAUCGAUGUCAUGAGAGCCAGUGGUAAAGGUGGGCAGCAUGUCAACACUACAGAUUCUGCUGUCAGGUUGACACAUUAUCCAUCAGGCAUUGUGAUUUCAAUGCAGGAAGAAAGGUCUCAACACAGAAACAAAGCCAAAGCCUUUGCUAUCCUACGAGCAAGGUUGGCCGAAAAGGAAAGGCUUGAGAAAGAGGAGAAAGAGAGGAAUGCAAGGAAAGAUCAAGUUUCCACGACAGACAGAUCUGACAAGAUCAGAACUUAUAAUUACCCACAGAAUAGAAUCACGGACCAUAGAUGUGGCUUCACACUAUAUGAUAUCGAGGGGGUCAUGAAGGGUGAGAGGCUAGAUGAUGUAAUUGAUGCUAUGGACGCGUUUAGUUCUGAGCAGAAGGCUAAGCAAUUACUUCAGGACAUGUCAGCUUGA